AUGGCCGAGCAGACUAUUCCGAGCGAUGCUAUUGAGGUGGAGGUGCGUAUUGAACCUGAUGAACACCAGUCAGACUCAGAGGAUGAGCCGCAACUGGGAAUUCCACUUAGCACUGGGACAUCAUUGGCUUCCACAGUGUUCAACUACAGGCAGAGCUAUCAAAUACCUAGAAGGGGUUAUGGAUAUCAUGGACUGAAAGACGGGGCAUACCUUUUGCCAAAUGACAAAAGAGAGCAAGAUCGCAUGGACUUGCAACACUUUAUCUACUGUCGGGUAUUAGACGGUCGACUGCAUUGCGCUCCGCUGAAGCGGGAUCCCGGACGAGUGCUUGAUCUAGGCACAGGGACGGGGAGUUGGGCGGUUGAGUUUGCUGAUCAACAUCCCACAACAGAAGUUCUCGGAACGGACCUAAGCCCCAUCCAGUGCCUCUCCACCCCACAAAACUGCACCUUCGAAAUCGACGACUUCGAAACAGAAUGGCCCUAUCCCACCAGACCCCAAACAGGACUCUACGACUACAUCCACGCACGCGAAAUCACCGGCUCAAUCCAAGACUACCCCAAGCUCUUCGCACAGGCAUACCGCCAUCUAGCGCCCGGGGGUUUUCUGGAGAUGCAGAGCAUGCAGACGAAUUUCUUCUCGGAUGACGGGACGCGCGAGAGUGCUGUAACAGCUGUGCGGUGGCAGGAGAUGCUGGUGGAGGCGAGUAGGAGGUUCGGGAAGGAGUUGGGUGUUGAGGAGAGGUGGAGGGUGGGGAUGGAAGAGGCUGGGUUUGUGGGGGUUAAGGAGAUGGUUUAUAAGGUCCCGCUAUCUGCGUGGCCAAAGGAUCCGCACAUGAAAGAGCUGGGCCGGUAUCAGGCGGCCUACACGCAGAAGAUGCUGCAGUCAUAUUCACUGGCGCUCUUCACGCGCGUGCUGGGUUGGAGUAAGGCGGAGCUAGACGCGUUGCUGGAAGAGGUUGGGAAUGAUUUGAGGGAUCCGAAGGCGCAUUUAUAUGCGAAAGUAAGAGUUGUGUACGGACAGAAGGGAGAGUCGGAGUAA
This is a messenger RNA of Paracoccidioides brasiliensis Pb18, 1041 nucleotides long. RefSeq lists its product as uncharacterized. The transcript is spliced from 10 exons. Gene Ontology annotation, molecular function: methyltransferase activity. The coding region runs from base 1 to 1041 and encodes 346 amino acids. The record is from RefSeq and is a predicted model, not a curated record.